AUGAGUUAUCGAGGACGAGGUAGAGGAGGUGGGUACAACAACAAUUACCAAAACAGAAAUACUUUUGGACACCAGCAGCAAAACGUUGAUGCCUUCGUCGCAGCCAAUGCAUACCCGAUUGAAAUCGUGGGAUGGAAUGGUGCAAGCCUGAGUGAUUGUAUCAGCUUUAUAUCCAGAAAGUGCAGAAUCGUUGUUAGCAACUAUUCAGUCGAUCAAAAUACUGGGGUUUUGAAAGGUUACGUCAGGAAUGAGUCUCAGGCAAACGAACUACUUAAUUGGUCGGGAGUGAAGUUUGCCGGGCAGUCAUUGAGAUUCUCCAAAGGUCCUUCAUCUAUAUCCAACCAAAUGGGCGGCUCUGCUGCGGGAGCUGGUAGUACAAUCGAAACAAUAACCAAUUUCUUGAAAGGGCGAUAUCAACCUGACAUCAAGAUGUUGAAUUUAAGUGGAGUGAAACAGGACGCCAAUCUCAAUGCCCAAGGCUUUUUUGCAUCGGUUUCGGUAACAUCAAAGUUUUUUCCUGCAUUAAUGAAGAUUGCUAGUGAUUUAAAACUCGACGUCGAGAGCGUCGAUUUGUCCAACAAUGAACUCAGCGACUUGCAAGCAAUCUCGUCCAUGACUCAAACAUUUCCAAAGUUAAAGAACUUGUCCCUUCAAGGUAACAACCUUUCCAGAACAAAAGUUUUCGAAACCUGGAAGUAUAAGCUCAACUUUUUGCGGGAAUUGAUCUUGUUCAAUAAUCCUAUUGUGCAAACCACCAACCCAACUGAGAUCCAAGAUAUCAAAUUGGAGUUGAUGAGAUAUUUCCCUAGAUUGGUGGUGUUGAAUGGAGAGGUUUUGAGGAACGAACCAGCCUUGGAAGCUAACACCACGUCUCCAUUUGGAUCUCAAGCAUUGUUUUUCCAAGACGAGGACACCAAGAACUUGGCUACCAAUUUUGUCACAAACUAUUUGAAUUUGUGGGAUACCAACAGAGCUAAUUUGAUGGUGUUAUAUCAAAAUGAAUCACAGUUUUCAAUGCAAUUGGAUACAUCGCACCCACAUUUGAUUGCAGACGGAAAUAGCAGUUCAAACAUUGAUUUUGGAAACUACAUGCCAAAUUCAAGAAACCUUACCCGUAUCUCAUCCGGUAAGGCGAGAAUGAGUAAAGUUGCAGUUGGGGCAGAACAGAUUUACAAAAGUUUCCAGCAACUACCCAAGACCAAACACAAUUUAGUCGAAGAUCCAACAUCAUUUAGCAUGGAGUGCUAUAAGUACGCGCCACUCAAUGGAAUUGUAAUCUCCGUGCAUGGGUCUUUCGAAGAGGCUGCGCAGCCCGAAGUUUCGGAUAACAGCACCUCACAAAGCUCUCGUGGUGGAAGAUUCCACUCUCAAAGUCGAAACAAGAAGCCCAAUUUAUGCAAAAAGAGCUUUGAUAGAACCUUCAUUGUUUUACCUGGUCCCAAUGGAAGCAUGGUUGUCGCAAGUGAUCUUUUGCUCAUUCGUCCUUUUACUAUCGAUAUCCCUUGGACCAAUUCACACCCACCAACUCAACCAAGUUCGCAAUCUCCAUCAACUGCGACUAGCGUUUCCGGUCAACAACAAACACCAAAUGUUUUACAAGGAGCAAACCCAUUGACAGCACCGGGAGCAGCACAAUUAGCACCAGCACCAGCACCAGCACCACCGCCAGUGGCAGAAUUGCCUCCGGAAAUAAAAUCAAAUCUUCAAGUACCACAGCAAGAACUUCUUGUGAAAAUAGUGAUGGAAACCAAGCUCAAUCUACAAUAUGCAUUAAUGCUUUGCGAACAAAGCCAGUGGGAUUACAACCAAAGCUUGACAAAUUUCAAAAACUCCGCUUCGUCGUUGCCACGAGAAGCCUUUUUAUAG
Lodderomyces theae is the source of this 1866-nucleotide messenger RNA. It is a transcript of the gene MEX67, whose product is annotated as Mex67p. The record is from RefSeq and is a predicted model, not a curated record. Gene Ontology annotation, molecular function: protein binding; RNA binding. Bases 1 to 1866 code for a protein of 621 amino acids. Gene Ontology annotation, biological process: poly(A)+ mRNA export from nucleus. Gene Ontology annotation, cellular component: nucleus. NCBI's taxonomy places the organism in Eukaryota, Fungi, Ascomycota, Pichiomycetes, Serinales, Debaryomycetaceae. The transcript has a single exon.